Molecule: messenger RNA, 2195 nt
Organism: Ailuropoda melanoleuca (giant panda)
Lineage: Eukaryota; Metazoa; Chordata; Mammalia; Carnivora; Ursidae
Gene: TRIP13
Product: thyroid hormone receptor interactor 13
Exons: 13
Coding region: 48-1346 (432 amino acids)
Biological process (GO): meiotic recombination checkpoint signaling; reciprocal meiotic recombination
Cellular component (GO): chromosome; nucleus
Molecular function (GO): ATP hydrolysis activity; ATP binding
Source: RefSeq, a predicted model, not a curated record
GGCCACGCUCCGGGCGGGUCCCCGCUGCUCCCGGCGGCGGCGGCGCCAUGGACGAGGCCGUGGGCGACCUGAAGCAGGCGCUGCCCUGCGUGGCCGAGGCGCCGACCGUGCAUGUGGAGGUGCACCAGCGCAGCGGCAGCACUGCAAAAAAGGAAGACAUAAAGCAGAGCGUUAGAAAGCUCCUGAACAGACAUAAUAUUGUGUUUGGGGACUACACAUGGACUGAGUUUGAUGAGCCUUUUCUGACCAGAAACGUGCAGUCCGUGUCUAUUGUUGACACAGAGUUGAAGGCGAAAGACCCACAGCCCAUUGAUCUGGGUGCCUGCACAGUUGCACUUCACGUCUUCCAGCUGAACGAGGGUGGCCCCAGCAGUGAGACUCUGGAGGAGGAGACAGAGAACAUCACUGCAGCGAGUCACUGGGUCCUGCCUGCAGCUGAAUUCCAUGGGCUUUGGGACAGCCUGGUAUAUGAUGUGGAAGUCAAAUCUCACCUUCUCGAUUACGUGAUGACGACUUUACUGUUCUCGGACAAGAACGUCGACAGCAAUCUCAUUGCCUGGAACCGGGUGGUGCUGCUGCACGGUCCUCCGGGAACUGGAAAAACAUCCCUGUGUAAAGCAUUAGCCCAGAAACUGACCAUUCGACUUUCAAGCAGGUACCGGUAUGGCCAAUUAGUUGAAAUAAACAGCCACAGUCUGUUUUCUAAGUGGUUUUCGGAAAGUGGCAAGCUGGUAACUAAGAUGUUCCAGAAGAUUCAGGACUUGAUUGAUGACAAAGAUGCUCUAGUCUUUGUGUUGAUUGACGAGGUGGAGAGCCUCACGGCCGCCCGCAAUGCUUGCAGGGCAGGCGCCGAGCCUUCAGAUGCCAUACGCGUGGUCAAUGCCGUCUUGACGCAGAUCGAUCAGAUUAAGAGGCACUGCAACGUGGUGAUUCUGACCACCUCCAACAUCACAGAGAGGAUCGAUGUGGCCUUCGUGGACAGGGCUGACAUCAGGCAGUACAUCGGACCACCCUCUGCAGCAGCCAUCUUCAAAAUCUACCUCUCGUGUUUGGAAGAACUGAUGAAGUGUCAGAUCAUAUAUCCUCGCCAGCAGCUGCUGACCCUCCGGGAGCUGGAGAUGAUAGGCUUCAUUGAAAACAACGUGUCAAAGUUGAGCCUCCUUUUGAGUGAAAUUUCAAGGAAGAGCGAGGGCCUCAGCGGCCGCGUCCUAAGAAAACUCCCUUUUCUGGCUCAUGCACUCUACAUCCAGGCCCCCACCGUCACCAUCGAGGGCUUCCUCCAGGCCCUGUCUCUGGCGGUGGACAAGCAGUUUGAAGAAAGGAAGAAGCUCUCAUCUUGCAUUUGAUCUGAGCUCCCUGCCCGUGGGUUUCUAAUCGUGAACACAACUAUCGAGUGACGUCACUCCUCACGGCAGCAGCUGCCCAGAAGUCUCUGAACCCUCGGCCCAGGUCUACAGGCCAGAAGCCCACGAGGCUAAGCAGUGUUCCAAGACGUGUGUUGUGUUGGCAUGUUUUUAAGAUAAACGGCCUGUCAUUUUCACUGUUGAAAGAUGAUAACUCGCGUUCUGCUUUGCUGUAAAGAACUGUCUAGAUGUGCUCGUUCCAUCCUGUGUCUGGUCGAUCGGGCACAAAAUGCUGACAAAUGUUUAAAAAAGGCAAUUACCAUAGGUUUUAGGAAACCAAAGAGAACCUCUAUCCCCUUAACUAAUAAUGUAAUCAUUGCAUCGACAACAUCCGCCUCCCUGAAGACAGAGGCAGCUCUCUGACCUGAGCUGCUCGUGCCGAGUGCACACGUUUCAGGGACUAACGAACCAAGGAAUCCUAUUUCUGUGUUCUAGAAAUCGAGAAAAGAAAUUCCAGGUAGAGGGUUCUUCACGGUAAUCACUCAUGGUGCUGUGUGGGAAAGGUGCAGCCUCCGCGUUGGGCGGGCGCGUGCCGCACAGCCUGGCGUCCGCGACGGGCAGCGUCCCGUGGUGCUUCUGCCGGUCGUUUUGUUCCUCAGUCAUGUUCCCGCGGCGCAGGAGCAAGUGCACGUUAACAGUAGACCAUAAACUGGCCGGUAGGUUUGUCUUGAUUCCGAAUGUGGUUUGCUCUUUUCUGAUGCUAAAAUUUUGUGGUUCGUGUUUUAUAUGCAUUUUUGAGGGACAUGUUACAUUUUGUUACAGAACUUUUUAAGUAUUAAAACGUUUUCCCCA